Molecule: messenger RNA, 747 nt
Organism: Ostertagia ostertagi
Lineage: Eukaryota; Metazoa; Nematoda; Chromadorea; Rhabditida; Trichostrongylidae
Source: the annotation of a GenBank genome assembly
AUGGAGGUUAUUGCAACGAAAAUGCAGAAGAAAAGCAAGAUUUCUGGUGCCGGCCUGCCACCGGUGUGUUUUAUGGUGGACACCAUGAGCUCCUAUGCAAACAGUAGUACAGGUAGACGUCGAUUGAUCACGAAGACAGAUGCGGAAGAAAAAGCUUUGGACAAGAUUACACGAGAAGCUGAGGCAAGAAUGCGGGUGAAACGAGAAACACGUGAACAAGCCAGACAACAUCGUUAUACUCUCCUAGAAAAACGUGUCGAAGAGGAAGCAGAGGCAUAUCGACAAGACGCUGCGUCUACUUCGAAUGGCCUGCAGACUUGCAACGAGGGAAGCACGGUAUUGCAGGAUAAAGUUAUGGAAUUGGAGGAUCGGUUUCAGCGAGCAAUGUUCCUCUACUCUCAGCUGGACAACGAAAAAUCUGCGCUGUUAUAUGAGGCAAGAUUUGCUGUGGAUCUGCUAAAUGACGAAUUAGAAGAGAAGGAAGUUCUCUUGCAACAGUCUAAUAGAGAAUGUCGCGAUCUCACCAGCGAAGUCAAACUUUUAAAACGGACGAUUGAAGCGAUGACAGCUACGCAGAACAAUUUGAAGGCUGAAAUUGCUCAGCGGGAUCGUUUGAUUCAAGAAGUCAAACUUUUAAAACGGACGAUUGAAGCGAUGACAGCUACGCAGAACAAUUUGAAGGCUGAAAUUGCUCAGCGGGAUCGUUUGAUUCAAGUAAGUCUGAAUUUUCUAUUUUAUAACAUCAUC